CUGAUCAAUCUCUAGCCCUAUAUCGAUCAUCUCCGCCAUAGUCCUUUUAGGUAAUUAAUUUUUCAUCAUUCUGAUAUGCAAAUCCAAAUUCUCAAUAGCGGCGCUGGCCGGAGCUGAGAGGGCGAGAGAGAGAAAGAGAGAGAGGGAGACAUAGAGAGGGGGAGAGAUGACAGGACGCGCAUCGUCAGAUGUUUAGCAGAUUCCCUUUCAAGCUUCACCAUCAUUUCUGCUGUGCGGUCUUUGGUCUUUUUCCUCCCCUCCGUCGGCCGGGUUCGGGAAAUUCUGCGGCUCUCGAUGUUGUAAUCCGGGGGAAUAUGUGAAGAUCAUGCUGGCGGUGUGGUGCUUCAUGGUCUUUGCUGCAGUGGGCGAGAGGCUUGCAGUCUCAGGUGCGGACAGGAGCCCAGUGCAGGAUGGAGGCAUGUGGGACUGGUUUACUUUGGCGGGGCGGCCGGGCAGCGGGGACACUGCCACUAAGAUCACCUAUCCGAAGCGGCUGGUGCAGCAGAUUGAGUCGGAGGAGGAAAUGGCUCAUGACCACCUGGAUACCCGGGUGAAGAACAGCACUGGGGACACCUCGCCUGUCCAUUUGGCCCAGAGCUGUUUCCAAGUUGAAGCCUUUGGACAGACCUUCAUUCUGGACCUGGAGCUAAACCAUCACCUCCUGUCCUCAGAAUAUGUGGAACGGCACUUUAACCAGGAUGGCAGACCCUCACAGUCUGUGGGAGGGGAGCACUGCUACUACCAGGGAAGGUUAAGAGGUUUACCAGAGUCCUGGGCAGCUCUCUCCACCUGCCAUGGCCUGUGCGGCAUGUUCUCUGAUGGCGUCUUCUCUUACGGGAUUGAGCCUGUUAACAAUGGGAGCAAUCAGGAUGAUGGUGCGCACUUAAUCCACAGGAUCCUCGAUAUCAAACUUCCCUUCCACUGCCCAGACUGUACAGAGGACAGUGAGUGGGAAAGCAGAGGAGGUGAUGGUGAUGACGACAGGCCGGACCAAAUGAGGGAGCAGCAGGUGCCUGGGGGGGUGAGGCGAUCCAAGAGAUCUGUUCGCAAGCCCUCUGUCCAGACUGAGACUAAAUAUAUUGAGUUGAUGGUGGUCAACGACAACGAAAUGUUUGUACAGCUGCGUCGCUCUAGCAGCCAAGCCAAGAACUUUGCCAAAGCAGUGGUCAACAUGGCAGAUGCGAUCUACAAGGAACAGCUGAACACGAGGAUCGUGCUGGUUGCCAUGGAGACCUGGACCUCUAAAAAUAUGAUGCCAGUAGUGGAAGAUCCAUUGAUAACACUGCAGAACUUCAUGAAAUACAAGAAGGACAACAUCAAAGAGCAGAGUGACGUCGUCCAGCUUUUCUCAGGGCGAACAUUUCACAGUAGCCGAAGUGGGACGGCCUACACAGGAGGAGUGUGCUCUCCCACAAGGGGAGGAGGUAUCAACGAGUAUGGGAAUGUUGGUGCAAUGGCCAUCACUUUGUGCCAGAGUCUUGGCCAGAACAUCGGCAUGAGGUGGAACAACGCACGCAACUCUGCAGGAGACUGCAGGUGCCCAGAUGCCUGGCUGGGCUGCAUCAUGGAAGACACAGGAUACUAUCUGCCCAGAAAGUUUUCUCGCUGCAGUGUUGAUGAGUACAUCCAGUUCUUGCUCCAGGGGGGCGGGAGCUGCCUCUUCAACAAGCCCAACAAGCUGUUGGACCCUCCAGAGUGUGGGAAUGGUUUUGUGGAGCCAGGGGAAGAGUGUGACUGUGGAUCCCAGGUGGAGUGUGCUCGUAAUGGAGGAGCCUGCUGUAAAAAGUGCACUCUUACCCAUGAUGCCAUGUGCAGUAACGGACUCUGCUGCAGUGGCUGCAAGUAUGAGCGGAGAGGUGUGGUAUGUAGAGAUGCUGUGAAUGACUGUGAUAUCCCAGAGACCUGCACCGGGGAUUCCAGCCAGUGCCCUCAUAAUGUCCACAAGCUAGAUGGCUACAUAUGUGAUAACAGUCAGGGCCGCUGUUACGGUGGACGAUGCAGGACUCGUGAUGGACAGUGUAGGGUACUCUGGGGUUAUAAUUCAGCAGACAGGUUUUGUUAUGAGAAGCUAAACGCUGAAGGGACAGAGAAAGGCAACUGUGGUCCAGGUCCUGAAGGUCAGGGCUGGCUGCAAUGCAACAAGCCGGAUGUUUUAUGUGGCUUCCUCUUCUGUGCCAACGUGACAAUUAAGCCAAAGUUUGGAGACCUGCAGGGUGAGGUGACCAGCUUCACCCUCUACCACCAGAACAAGUACCUAGACUGCAGAGGUGGCCAUGCUCUGCUGGAGGACGGCUCAGACCUGGGCUAUGUGGAGGAUGGCACUCCUUGUGGUCCCAACAUGAUGUGUUUGGAGCGACGCUGCCUCCCUGUGGCGGCAUUUAACCUCAGCACCUGUUCGGGAUCCAAUUUUGGACACAUCUGUUCUGACCACGGGACCUGCAGUAACGAGGUGAAGUGUAUCUGUGACAGGGACUACACAGGGAAGGACUGCAGUGUCUUUGAUCCCAUCCCCGAGCCAACAGUCCCAACGGGCCCGGAGAAGAAAGGAACAUUCGAAGAGGAAGAUCUGGUGGAGGAUAAGAUGCCUGUCUGUCUUUCUGUCUCUGUGUCCUGUCAACUUCUGUCUUCCUCCUCACACUGUGUCGUUUCCACAUCGGAGAAGAGGGGAACAAAAAAAAAGUCUUCCACUCCAGUCCCAAAAUCUCUCCAAUCCUCUUCCGAUUAAUGUUUCCUCCACGUUCCUGUCUGCCCCUUUCAUCUGUCGUCCUGCCUGUCUCCCUCCUUCGCUGGGCCUCUGGGGCUCCUCUCACCAUACCAGCCGAAUCAUAGUCGUGUGGCUGCUGCCAGCAAGCUGCUGAGGAUUGUGUCUGGGCCACGCCUUGAGCGAGCAGGUGGCUCUCCCUGUGGGAGACACCAGGGUCUUCCUCCAUUCCGGUGGCUCCAAGAAUGCGCUUUGGUGUCUGUGUUCCCCUCUUUUUCUCACAUUUUGGACAUUCUGAUGAAGAACAUAUCAACGGUGGACCAGUCUAAUAAGAGAGUUGUCUUUCCAAUGCCUGCCUGCCUGCACAGAAAACUAAACUGGCCACCAACUGAGUCCACGGUUAAAUGUUGGACUAGCACAUCUAAUAGACUGAAAAAAAGUAAAAGGAGCUGAGUAGUUCCAUUUUUUCAUACAGGAGAAGGACCAGAGGCACAGUUCCUCCAAGACCAUGCCUUGACUAGGUGCAUCUCUAAAAUAAUUAUGUGUUUUUAAUCUACAAGUUUGGCAACAUGGAACUAACUGAAAGAAACCAUCCAUUGGACUGUUGUUAGCAUGUUUUCCAAAGAGAGACUGAGGAAGGACUAAUGAUGAUAUAAAAUGAUGGCUCAGCCAGAGCCCAGACUUAUAACUGACUUUAUGUUCAUUGUUAUUUGUUCUUUUAACUUGAGGCAUCUUACCUGCCCCUCCCUCACCCCCCUACCACCACCACAAGUUUUCAGGUACAAAAAGGGAAGCUAGGUAUUAUGGUUUUGGGAUCAUUUUAAACCACUGAACUUUGAAGCAGCAGAGACCGUAACUUAGUGUUUUCAACCACAGAUUGACCAACAUACAUUCCACAGUAUCCAUCUGUGUGCGUGCUCACUACUUUCAGCCCCAAAGUUUGUACACUUAGGAGGUUUAAUCUGUGUGUCUGUUCACGACUGAAUGUAUGACAUUUUUAAAGAAAGAAAGAAUGUAUGUGUGUUUACAUUAGUGUUAGGGGCAGUUGUGUCCAUGUACACCUUAACACUCCUGCUAUCACAGGUAGAUAGGCAGGUUUUUACCUCUAGAAUAUCAUCUCUUUCUACAAGCUGUUGUGCGCUGCAGCCAUGGCACCAUAAAGGCAGCACAUUAAUAAAGAAUUCAACAGUUUUUAUGUCAUGUAUCUACAGAAAAUGAGCACUAGCCAACUGUAUGCACACCUAUUUGUAAAUAUGUGCAAGAUAUACUGAAUGUUAAAUGCACUGUAUGAAGAUUUAUUUAAAAGCUGUGUUAAAAAUAAUGAGUUGUAUCUGUUUCAGCAAACAUACUGCGGUAAGUCUCCUGACACAACCUGCGUCUGCAAAUCUCUCCUGUAGUCAACGCUGUCCAUGCAUCUUUAAAUGUGGCGUGACAGCUAAGCUAGCUGUCUCGCAUCUCUCUUAUCAUUCCAGCUAUCACUUAAAUGUCAUGAAUCUUUUGUACAUUUGUUGAUAGCCCUGAGCCCUGGGUGAACGCCUCAGCCCAGAGGCUUUGUAAUGAUCCCCGCUGUAAAUGAGAUUAAAGAAAUCUAGUCUGGGGUCCAGGAGCCAGCUUGUCUCAAACUGUAUGUGUGUAUGAGAUCAGUUUGGUUCAUUUGAGCUUUGCACUAUGGCAGAUGCACUAUUGUUAUUGAUACAAUAUGUACAGAGUUGGUAUCAAGUACAAUCUGUUUGACUUUGAAGUUUGGGGGGGAAAAAAGAAAAAAGAUGCAUCGUAUCCCAUAUUUUUAGACACUAUCUUUUUGAAUUGAGACAAAAAUAAAAGAAAUGAACUAAGGCUUGUAGUUAAAUUGAAAUGGAAGGAAAAUAAAAGUAUUAAAACAUUAAA
This is a messenger RNA of Dicentrarchus labrax (European seabass), 4588 nucleotides long. RefSeq names its product disintegrin and metalloproteinase domain-containing protein 11-like. The record is from RefSeq and is a predicted model, not a curated record. The coding region runs from base 326 to 2725 and encodes 799 amino acids. Gene Ontology annotation, molecular function: metalloendopeptidase activity. The transcript is spliced from 25 exons. Gene Ontology annotation, biological process: proteolysis. Lineage: Eukaryota; Metazoa; Chordata; Actinopteri; Moronidae.